GGGUCUCUUAGCUGGGUUCUCCCGGGUGGCGUAAAUUGUUUGGCCUAAAGUGUCAGUGGCACAAAUCAUAAACAUUACUCAUUCGGAAGCGUUUCCAUGAUGCAUUUAAUCCCUGGUGACUCUACUUUAGGCACAGAGAAACGUUAUUCAGCCAAAAGCGGUCACCUGGCUUCCUGUCCGAGAGCGCCGCGGCGGGUGCCGGCCUCCCUGCUCUAACCUCCACUGUGCCCAUCGCUUCUGGGCUCGGGGUCCAGACGAAGGCACCCCAGAUCUAUUCCAUGGAAGAAUACCCUACCGUCGAAACAACACCGAAUUGGGAGCCAGAAGGCCUGGGUUCCAGUUCUGUCAGUCAUUAAAUAGCGGAGAAUCAUGAACCAGAAAAUACUGAAGUUGGAGAACUUGCUACAAAUUCAUACUGUUAGUAGGCAGCUGCACAGCCUGAGUCAAAGAAGAACAUUAGCACAGUGGAGACAUGUAUUUUCAUCUGUUUACCCAGUGUGGACAACUCAGCUGUAUGCCCGCCCCUGGCAAACAGACAUGUUCAUCAGGGCUGCUUUAUCUCAGUAUAGGCUUCUGGUAACAAAGAAGGAAGAAAGAUCAAAGAAACCUCAGUUAUCUUCUACAAAAUCCAGAAAGGAAGUGGAGGUAUGGAUUGGAAUGACUGUUGAGGAACUGGCCAGAGCAAUGGGAAAAGACCUAGAUUGUAUAUAUGAAGCUUUAAUGAACACUGCUGUGGACAUAGAUUCACUAGAAGCAGACUCACAUUUGGAUGAAAUCUGGAUCAAAGAAGUGAUAAAGAAUACAGGGAUGAAAUUAAAAUGGAGCAAAUUAAAACAGGACAAAGUCAGAGAAAAUAAAGAUGCUGUAAGAAGGCCCCAGGCAGAUCCAGCUUUAUUAACCCCAAGGUCCCCAGUUGUUACUAUAAUGGGCCAUGUUGAUCAUGGGAAAACGACAUUACUUGACAAACUACGAAAAACUCAAGUGGCAGCACUGGAAGCUGGAGGCAUCACUCAGCACAUUGGUGCCUUUCUUGUCUCCCUGCCUUCCGGGGAGAAGAUAACCUUUCUCGAUACUCCCGGACAUGCUGCUUUCUCAUCAAUGAGAGCCAGAGGUGCUCAGGUCACUGACAUUGUCAUACUGGUUGUGGCUGCAGAUGACGGAGUGAUGAAACAAACUGUAGAAUCUAUUCAGCAUGCCAGAGAUGCCCAAGUUCCUAUUGUCCUUGCCAUAAACAAAUGUGACAAAGCUGAGGCUGAUCCUGAAAAAGUGAAAAAAGAACUGCUAGCUUAUGAUGUGGUGUGUGAGGAUUAUGGAGGCGACAUUCAAGCAGUGCACAUCUCUGCACUUACGGGCAAUAAUCUGAUGGCUUUGGCAGAGGCAACAAUUGCCCUUGCAGAAAUAUUAGAAUUGAAAGCAGACCCCACUGGUCCAGUGGAAGGAGCAGUAAUAGAAUCUUUCACGGACAAAGGAAGAGGUCCUGUUACCACAGCUUUAAUUCAAAGAGGAACUUUGAGAAAAGGCUCAAUUCUGGUUGCUGGAAGGAGUUGGGCAAAAGUACGCUUAAUGUUUGAUGAAAAUGGAAAAACAAUCAAUGAGGCCUGUCCCAGCAUGCCAGUGGGAAUUAUAGGCUGGAGAGACCUCCCUUCUGCAGGAGAUGACAUUCUUGAAGUAGAAUCUGAGUCAAGGGCACGUGAAGUUGUUCACUGGAGGAAGUAUGAACAAGAACAGGAGAAAAAUAAAGAGGAUUUGAAAAUCAUAGAAGAAAAGCGGAAGGAACACCAAGAAGCUCAUCAGAAAGCCCGUGAGAAGUAUGGCACUUUGUCCUGGAAGGAAAGAUCAUUUAUAAAGUACCAAGAAAGAAAGGAACAAAAAUCCUUAAAGCCAAAAAAGAAAGCAGAAAGAGACUUAAGUGUACUUCCUAUAAUUAUUAAAGGUGACGUUGAUGGUUCAGUUGAGGCCAUUUUGGACAUUAUGGAAACCUAUGAUGCGUCACAUGAGUGUGAACUUGAAUUAGUACAUUUUGGUGUGGGUGAUAUUAGUGAAAAUGAUGUUAACCUUGCUGAAACAUUUUGUGGUGUUAUAUAUGGCUUUGGUGUGAGUGCAAGCAGUGUUAUCCAGCAAUUAGCUGCAAAAAAAGGAGUAAAAAUUAAACUUCACAAAAUCAUUUACCAUCUUAUUGAAGAUUUGCAGGAAGAACUGGGCAGUAGGUUGCCCCCCAGUGUGAAAGAGGACCCAAUAGGUGAGGCCUCUAUACUAGCUACCUUCUCUGUAACAGAAGGGAAGAAAAAAGUUCCUGUGGCUGGUUGCAGAGUCCAAAAGGGACAGUUAGAAAAACAAAAAAAAUUUAAGUUAAUCCGUAACGGACAUGUUAUUUGGAAGGGUUCAUUAACCUCACUGAAACACCAUAAAGAUGACAUUUUAGUUGUCAAAACUGGAAUGGAUUGUGGUCUCAGCCUGGAUGAAGAAAACGUAGAAUUUAAAGUGGGAGAUGAAAUUGUUUGUUAUGAAGAAAAGGAAGUUCUAGUCAAGACUUCUUGGGAUCCAGGAUUUUAAAUAUUAAAAAUUAUUAAAUAUA
Molecule: messenger RNA, 2575 nt
Organism: Manis pentadactyla (Chinese pangolin)
Lineage: Eukaryota; Metazoa; Chordata; Mammalia; Pholidota; Manidae
Gene: MTIF2
Product: mitochondrial translational initiation factor 2
Exons: 15
Coding region: 370-2553 (727 amino acids)
Biological process (GO): translational initiation
Molecular function (GO): GTPase activity; translation initiation factor activity; GTP binding
Source: RefSeq, a predicted model, not a curated record